Molecule: messenger RNA, 1257 nt
Organism: Arachis ipaensis
Lineage: Eukaryota; Viridiplantae; Streptophyta; Magnoliopsida; Fabales; Fabaceae
Source: RefSeq, a predicted model, not a curated record
AUGGGUUCUAAACAAAUGACCCAAACAAUCUUUGAAUACAAGCUAAAGAGCCGCAACCCAAAAACACCACACUUCUAUGCAACCAUAUUUGUUGGGGUCCUCAUUUUCACUUUUGUUGAGAGCAUGUACUCAAAUUCCAAGAUCCAUUACUUCAACCUCAAAAGUCAUGUUACUGACACAGCACCACAAUUUGGAUAUUUAGAGAACAAUGUUGUGAUGGCAGAAGAACAGCAAUCUGAAGAAGCAGAAAACUAUGACCCUCUGAUUCCCCCUGACAAUGUUUCAAGAGAUGAAAGGAUUGAAUGGUUCAGAAGACAGCUCCCUGAGAUAGAGGUUCUAAAGUCAACAACAUUAUCACAACAAUUUCAUAGCAGAGUCUUCAAUUUCCUCAACAAAGGUUGUCCAGUGUUGCACCACAUCAUAUGGAUGUCCCCAGCAAGAUCCUUUGGCAAGAGAGAGUUUCUCACACUGGACUCAUUCUUUAAGGCCAAUCCGGAUGCAUGCUUGCUUAUUGUGUCCCGGUCCAUGGACUCGCCACGUGGAUACGCAAUCUUGAAGUCACUGCUCGACCGGGGGUUCAAAAUCCAGGCCGUGACGCCGGAUUUGCCUUUUUUGGUUAAGGACACCCCGGCUGAGCCGUGGCUUGAACAGAUCAAUAGUGGCACUAAAGAUCCAGGAUAUGUACCAUUGUCCAAUAAUUUGUCCAAUCUUAUCAGAUUAACAAUUUUAUACAAAUAUGGAGGAGUGUAUAUGGACACUGACCUUAUAGUACUAAGAGAUUUCUCUAAUUUGAGGAACACAAUUGGUGCACAAAGUUUAGACCCUGUGACUAGACAUUGGGUCAUAUUAAAUAACGGAGUUAUGAUUUUUGACAUUAACCAUCCAAUUUUGUUGGAGUUUAUGCAGGAGUUUGCAACAACUUUCAAUGGUAAUAAAUGGGGAUAUAAUGGGCCUCAAUUGGUUCAGCGGGUUAUAGAAAGAAUGGGAGGAACUGAAGGGUUUAAUCUUACAAUUUUGCCUCCUAGGGCAUUCUAUCCUGUGGAUAGGGUUAGGGCUUGGAGGUUUUUGAAGAAGCCACAAGAUGAAUCGGAAUCAAGGUGGGUGGAAAAUCAACUGAAUGAUUUGUCUGGUAGAGAGAUCUACAGUGUGCAUUUGUGGAACAAGAGAACAAAAGAUUUGGAGAUUGAAGAGGGAAGUGUUGUGGCUAAAUUGAUUUCGAAUCACUGUGUUGUUUGUGACGGGAUUAUAAAAGCUUAG